Etheostoma spectabile (orangethroat darter) is the source of this 2209-nucleotide messenger RNA. RefSeq names its product synaptosomal-associated protein 25-A. Lineage: Eukaryota; Metazoa; Chordata; Actinopteri; Perciformes; Percidae. The transcript is spliced from 8 exons. The record is from RefSeq and is a predicted model, not a curated record. Gene Ontology annotation, cellular component: plasma membrane; synaptobrevin 2-SNAP-25-syntaxin-1a-complexin I complex. Gene Ontology annotation, molecular function: SNAP receptor activity; voltage-gated potassium channel activity; syntaxin-1 binding. The coding region runs from base 267 to 881 and encodes 204 amino acids. Gene Ontology annotation, biological process: synaptic vesicle priming; exocytosis; synaptic vesicle fusion to presynaptic active zone membrane.
CUAGCGUUAUGUCCGUGGAGGUUCCGAUAUAUUUCCAUUUCCUAGUCUUAUUGUGUAAAAGAGUGACAGGAAGUGUGUGAUACCUUAAUCCGUCACGCCUUACACUUGGGGGGGGGGGGGGGAGGAGGGCGCAGUGUUUCGACCGGGGACAGUCCCGGUGAGUGGAGCCCAGGCACGGACGGACAUUUUCAUCCUGAACCGAAACAAAUCCAGCAGAACACACGGAACCAGUCUUUCUAGUUUGAGGUCAAAGUUCAACAGUCAUCAUGGCCGAUGAAUCAGACAUGCGCAAUGAGCUGGCAGACCUGCAGACACGCGCAGACCAGAUAGCCGAUGAGUCUCUGGAGAGCACUCGGCGUAUGCUGUCUCUGGUUGAAGAGAGUAAAGAUGCCGGCAUCAGGACUCUGGUCAUGUUGGAUGAGCAGGGAGAACAACUUGAUCGUAUGGAAGAGGGCAUGAACAAGGUGAACGCAGACCUGAAGGAGGCCGAGAAAGAUUUAAAAGAUUUAGGACAAUGCUGUGGUCUGAUAUGCCCAUGUAUUAAAAAGAUUAAGGGCGGGGGCCAGGCCUGGGGAGCGAAUCAGGAUGGAGUGGUGAACAGCCAGCCAGGGGCACGAGUGAUGGAUGAACGUGAACAGAUGGCCAUCAGUGGGGGCUUUAUCCGCAGGGUAACAGAUGACGCCCGGGAGAAUGAGAUGGAUGAGAACCUGGAGCAAGUGGGAGGAAUCAUUGGCAAUCUGCGUCACAUGGCCCUGGACAUGGGCCAGGAGAUCGACACCCAGAACCGCCAGGUCGAUAGGAUCAUGGAGAAGGCCGAUUCCAACAAGACCAGGAUUGACGAGGCCAACCAGCGUGCAACAAAGAUGUUGGGCAGUGGCUAAACUGCAGCAAAAAGUGCUCUCGUUCCCGUUUAAUCACCCUUAAAGUAACACAACCGACCAAACCCCGCCCGGCGCCCAUUUCCUAUGCUCAGCAGCAGGCGCAGCAAAGUCAUGCUUUUAUUGUGAUACCUGUAGAGGUUUGCACACAUUCACAUAUCAUACUCCCCCCCCCCCCCCUUAAUUAUGCCCUUCACUUACUUCCGUCCCUUUCCUGUCCUUGUUGUCAAUGUACUGUGUUGUUGCUUUUUUAAUUUUGUUAAGAAAUAAUAGUUUUGUUACACAUCAUCCACCCAAACUGUCUCCACACUGUACAUAGUGCUUCUUCAACGUCUUCAUUGACUUAGAUCACUUGUCCUGUCUUCAUCACUCUUUUUUAAGACUGUGUGUAAUAUAAACUGUAAGUACACCUUGUUCCAAAAUGUCCUUCCCCCAUGUCACUAUUCUGGUGUUGUCCAUGUAAGACACACUGUGUAUUCAUCAGUUAAAACAUUGUGAUGCUACAUGAUAAGGCCAUUGAUUUGCCGUGAAUAUAGUGAACAUACAGCCCACACAGCCUUUAACCAAGGCCACUGUUUAAAUACAGAUUUAUUAAUGUUGUUGUAGAGCCGCUCAGAUCUUAAUAACAUCGUAGACCAUGGAUACUCAGUUAAGUAUUUGAGCCAUUCAGAUGAACACAUGGCUUUUUGUUCCUGGCUGUUAGUGCACCACUACUUUACCAACUUGAUUGAUGGAGCAGUGUUAACACAAUUUGAUGUCACAGAUUGGAUAGUUUAUACUGUACUUUUUCCUCAGGGAGCUAAAUCUGACCAUUUAAAAGAAAGGGUUGAUCAUUUAAUUUAUUUGUUGUAAUUCAUAAUAAGGUUGCAAAUAUGUUAACCGUGGCAUUGUUGAAGGGACUCUUGUUUAACCAUCAGAAACAGAUUGGGCAUUAACUAUAAUAGCUAGCAUUAUGAUUGAUAUUAAAAGGAGGUGGAGCUUUGCUAAGGUCACAGUUCAACAUUAACCAAUUCCAGGCAAAGUUACAGGGGGGUUACAACCUCUUCACAUCCCAGGCCAGCCUGCUUUACCCAUGAUUCAACCCUUGCAAUAUCAAGUGUGUUAUGCAUGCUCAUCCGCUGCUAGGAGACACUGAAUAAUUCAUUUAUUCAGACAAAAAUAUCCUAACAUGGCAACCGCAUGCUACAUAUGUAGGCCACACAGAAGAGAGGCCCAUAUUUAUCUCCAAGAGUGCCACUCUUUUGUUUCAUGGCUCUUAACCUUUCCAGACUGUGACCGUCACUGUAAAAUAAUACCUUGGAAAAUGCCAAUAAAACCAUCAUAACUGUAGA